Messenger RNA from Acanthoscelides obtectus, 718 nucleotides. Lineage: Eukaryota; Metazoa; Arthropoda; Insecta; Coleoptera; Chrysomelidae. The record is from the annotation of a GenBank genome assembly.
AUGUAUAUUAUUAUUAGAUUAAGUCCGCAGCUUAAUAUAAGAAGAUUAAAAAAGUUCAGGUCAGUUUGCUUACGUAAAUAUAUCCGAAACCUGAAUAUAUCUAAUAGUAUAUUCACCAUUAAACUGCAAAAUAUAAAAUCUGCCAUUUUUGACAAUGGAUCUAUUUCUAGCAUAGCAAAUUCUGACAGGGGAUCUAACUGCUCCAGAGCUAAGAAUAAAGGGUCCUGAACUGGAGCUGCAGAUGAUAUAGGAGUUGUUCUGCCUGUGCCUGGUUGUGAACCGAAUAUUUUUCGAGGAAUUCUUUCUGUAACCUAAUGAGAUUAAUGCCGUAUUUUGAUUUGUGGAUACUAUUAUAGUGCCCUAUCAGGAAAGGACCCCAUAUCUCCACGUGAAGGAGUUUUGAAAGAACCGUGGUUAAAGAUGUUUACUGUUUAUGUUGUACUUUUACUUGACUAAUAAAAUAAGAUCAUUAUUUAUAUAAUAGCAAGCAUUUUUAAGAAAAAAAAUAUUCAAUACUAGGCCAUAGCUAUUAGUUAAGCAAUAUACUGGCUAAGAAAGCAACACUUUAUGUUGAGACAAUCAUUUUAUUUAUUUAUCUCCUCUCAACAAAAAAUAUUGUAUAGGAUUUUCCAUACAUUUUCAAAUCUAAAAUAAAAGAAAACCUAUAUCUAACAAAAAAAAGAACAGUCAAAUAGUAAAAAAUAAGAUUUAACAGCAU